Molecule: messenger RNA, 1596 nt
Organism: Penicillium samsonianum
Lineage: Eukaryota; Fungi; Ascomycota; Eurotiomycetes; Eurotiales; Aspergillaceae
Exons: 8
Coding region: 1-1596 (531 amino acids)
Biological process (GO): transmembrane transport
Cellular component (GO): membrane
Molecular function (GO): transmembrane transporter activity
Source: RefSeq, a predicted model, not a curated record
AUGCCGUCUCAGUAUUCGAAGCAGAUGUCCCCGGGUAUGCAGGAGAUUGGUCAUAUGUCAAGCAAGGAGAUUGAUGAUGCCAAUCUGGCGCGUAUGGGAAAGCGUCCCGUUUUGAAGCGCAACUUUGGGUUGAUGUCGAUGCUGGGUUUCAGUUGUACAAUUUUGAUUACUUGGGAAGGUAUUGUGGUGCUUUUCUUGCAGGCUUAUCAGAAUGGAGGUCCAGCUGGAGCAGUAUAUGGAUUUCUCUUCGUUUGGGCGGGUGUCGCAGCGACAUUUGUGGUUCUAUCGGAAUUGGCAUCAAUGGCUCCAACCUCGGGAGGACAGUACCAUUGGUGCUCCAUGCUAGCCCCACGAUCUUGUAUGAAAUUGAUGAGCUAUCUCACAGGCUGGCUUACUGUGAUCGGAUGGCAAGCUACAUUCGCUACAUCUUGCUAUCUUGUUGGUACAUUGAUUCAAGGCCUGGUCGUGCUCACAAACGAUACCUACGAGCCCAAAAAUUGGCAUGGCACUCUUCUCUUCUGGGCAAUCGUGGUGUUCUCUGUCGGCAUCAACAGCGUCGGAGGAAAAGUUCUUCCUCGUUUUGAGGGCAUGAUUCUGAUUUUGCAUAUUCUGGGGUUUUUCGCGAUUCUUAUCCCGCUGACUUAUAUGGCGGAUCACGGAACAUCGAAAGAGGUUUUUACAGAGUUCCUCAACUUGGGAGAGUUCCCUUCUCAAGGACUCUCUUUCUUCGUCGGAACUGUUGGCUGCAUUUUUGCGUUCGCCGGUGGUGAUGCAGCGGUUCAUAUGUCCGAAGAGAUCACAAAUGCUUCGGUUGCAGUUCCGACCUCAAUCAUGUUGAGUGUAUUGAUCAAUGGAUCCUUGGGUUUCGGCAUGUUGAUCGCCAUGCUUUUCUGCAGCGGCGAUCUAGGCUCAGCUUUGGAUUCUCCAACCGGGUACCCUUUUAUGUCGAUUUUCUAUCAGGCAACAGGGUCGAUUGCUGGAACUGCCGUAAUGGGCUCAAUCGUCACUACCAUGGGUGCCACAACAUCAGUUGGCAUGUUGGCGUCCACAUCCCGUCAGUUCUGGUCUUUCGCUAGAGACCGAGGCAUUCCUGGCUGGCGAGUGUGGAGUAAGGUCACUGAGGGUACUGCUAUCCCCCUUUAUUCUGUGUUUGCGACAUCCGUCAUCGCCUGUCUUCUCGCCCUCAUCAACAUCGGCUCGCCUGUCGCAUUCAACGACCUUUGCUCCAUGUCUAUCUCUGGUCUUUACCUAUCAUACAUGGUUGUUGGAAGUCUUCUUCUUUGGCGUCGCUGCACGGGUGGAAUCAGCUCCGUUCGUAGCAGCGACUCGGCUGUCGUCAAUACUGCCGGCGCGAAGCUUGUCUGGGGACCUUUCCACCUGCCUGGAAUCUGGGGCAUUGCUAUCAAUGCCUGGGCUCUGAUCUACAUGACUAUUGCUGUCUUCUUUACAUUCUGGCCCACCUCUUGGGUGGUGAAUGUUCAAACGAUGAACUAUAGUGUGGUUGGGACUUUGGGUACAAUUGUUCUCAGUCUUUUCUAUUACUUUGUGCGUGCGAGAAAGGUUUACAAUGGACCGGUGAUGGAGUUUAGCUCAUAA